AUGCCAGGAUGUCAAGACGACAUCGACCUUCGAGGAUGCCUCGUUCCGCUCGACACGGCCGACGGGGUUUCCUUCUUUUCCGCCAUUCAACUGGCGGUUCAUCAUGUGAGCCAGGAUCCCUCGCUUCUACCCGGCGUCAAAAUCAGGCUGGUCGCAGCCAACUGCACAUACACACCCUUCCCCGGCCAAAUGGCAGGCCUGCACCUGAUGCUGCAGGAAAAGCCAAUAGCCAUCAUAGGCCCCACCACAUCGAGCCAGGUGGCGCUGCUGAGCGGGCUGGCGGGCACAACGCGCAUCCCCCUGCUCUCCUACUCCGCCACUGACCCCCUCCUCACCACCUCGCGCCAGUGGCCCUACUUCAUGCGCACUGUUCCUAGCGACGCUACAAAAAUGGAAGCAAUCGCAGAUCUCCUGGCGCUGUAUCGCUACAAGCACUUCGUUGCCAUCUUCACAGACGACCGGUUUGGGCGGAACGGCAUCAGCGUUCUCGAGAACAUUCUGCAGAACCGAUGGGGCUGGCAACACCCAGUGGUAGCACGAGUGGCGCUGAAGCGCGGGAAGGAGUAUGACGACGCACGUUCCUCCCUGGAGCAGCUGCAGCAAGUGCGCACGUCAGUCAUGAUCAUCCACGCAGGGGGCGACGGCCCUGACGCCGUGCUCAAAGCAGGUGCGCACUACUGGGCAUCGGUACCUGCUGUACGUAGCGGUGGAGCUGGGCAUGUUCAGUUCAGUCGAGGCUACCUGUGGAUCACCACGGAGCCCACCUCUUCAACUACUCACUCCACACCUAUCUUCCGUUACUCCCUCCUGCCUUUCCCGCCCUCCUUUCCUUCACCAGCGGUGGAGCUGGGAAUGUUCAGUCGAGGCUACGUGUGGAUCACCACGGAGCCCACGUCUCUCCAAUCCUUCACAUACGAUGGCGCCACUGCCUCCUUCAUGCCGCAAGUGCAGUGUAGUCUCCACUCCACUCCACUCCUCUCCCACGUGGUCAUCUCUCAUUCUCCUCUGCCCGUUCGUUCUGCUCUCUCAUCCGUGGCAGGGCCUCAUAUCCAGGGCGUCCUGUGUACCGCCCUGUGGUUCAUGCUCUUGCUUCCCCGCUUCUCAUGCGUGCCAUGCAUUGUUGCCUUCUUUCCCUCUCACCUCUUCCCCCUCUCCCCCUCCUCUCCCCACUGGCAGGGCCUCAUAUCCAUGGCAUCUUUUGUGCCGCCCUCGCCUGCUCUCAUGGUCUUCCGAGCAGAGUGGAAGGAGCACAUGUCGGGGCAGGAAGGGCCCACAUCUGCCAAGGCGGACGUGUAUUCACUAGCAGCAUACGAUGCCCUGCUGCUGGUGGCUCAGGCAGUGCACAACGUGCUAUCUGGGGACGCCACUGACAGCACCGACUCCCAAAACGCUCUGGUCGAGCCCAUACCUCCGUCCCAAGGCCCAGGAGCUUAUAACGAGGAUGGGGCCGGCAGUGGGAGUUUCCCAGGGGAUGGGAGUGGUGGUGUUGCUCGUGCCGCUGGUACUGCUGGUGGCGCUGCUGGUGACGUUGGUGCUGGUGGUGGGAGUGGCGCUGCUGCUAGUUCUGUCCUCGUUAGUAACAGUUCCGCUGCUGGCCAGGAGCCUGGCACGUGGACUCAUGUGUCCAUGCCUGUGGUGGCCCCUGGUGAUCCUGCCAGCUCUCUCAUCCCCCUUCUCGCUGGCGCAGCCAGGAGCAAUUGUGAGUGUGGCUUGAGUGCGGUGUGA
Messenger RNA from Closterium sp. Yama58-4, 1725 nucleotides. Lineage: Eukaryota; Viridiplantae; Streptophyta; Zygnematophyceae; Desmidiales; Closteriaceae. The record is from the annotation of a GenBank genome assembly.